Messenger RNA from Meloidogyne enterolobii, 372 nucleotides. NCBI's taxonomy places the organism in Eukaryota, Metazoa, Nematoda, Chromadorea, Rhabditida, Meloidogynidae. The record is from the annotation of a GenBank genome assembly.
AUGUGCUCACCAAUUAUUGAAGCGGGAAAAUACAAAAUACGCUCUAGCAGUCACAACUUCCGUAAGGCUGCAAAAUUUACGGGUAAAACUUCUGCCAGUAUUCUUGCUUCUUCCGCCGCCUUUAUCGGCUUAGAUUACCUUGCUUCCUACUUCCUGGAAAACCCAGAUAUCAGCGCCAUUCUAUUAACUUCCAUUGGCUUAUUCGGAAUAACGAUACUUUUGCUAACCACACACUACAUAAUGAAGCUGUACAAAAAAUUUAAAAAUACAAAUCAUCGGGAGGAAAGUAAUAAUGAGCAAAAUCCUCCCCUUACUAGCAUUGAACUGCAAACCCUGCGCCAAAUAGCGUCGCAAUUAAGCCCCACGCAUUAA